GGUGACUGGCCUUCAUCAUGGGCAUCCCUAGCGAGAGACUUGAUUAUACGAUCAGAGCGAUCCUGCCGAGGGUACGUGCGAUUAUCUACAUCGCUCUCUCGAUUGUUCUAUCCAUCAAGCUUAUUCGACACAUUCUACCGGACCCGCCUUAUGAGUGGCGUCCUGAACCGAGCCCGCUCUGCGCAACGGAGCUUUACACAGUUCGAAACGGAGAUACUUGCAAUAGCAUCUCCGUGAUGCAUAAGAUCCCCUCCCACGGCCUCUGGGAAGGAAACAAGAACACCAUCCCAUGGUGCAAUGUUAUCCAGCCGGGGAUGGUCUUGUGCCUUCCGCCCUCUUGCGAUGUAGUUCAUCAGCUGCAGCCAGGGGAUACCUGUGAAAGCAUUGAAAUAGACCAUGCGGAUGUAUUAAACGGCGCCACCUUUCUAAGCCUGAAUCCAUGGCUCCAGAAUUACCAGGACUGUGAGAAACUCCAUUUGAACCCAGAACUUGCUGGCACAGUAUACUGUUUAGGUAUCCAGGGAGGGUAUUUUGGGAGUCCGCAGAAUGCCUGGAAUCCUGUAUCACUGAAAAAUAUGAAAACCGGCGAGAGGGGAAGAUAUGGGCUCUCUCCUCGAGGCAACGCUUUCGGUCUGGAUCCUUGUGUUGCCCAUGCUUUAAAAAAGUCGGUUGCUGUUGCGAACGGUCCGCCUAACUUUGGAAGCGGCCCAAUGUUAAAAGGAACUAUCAGCCCGGCGAGUAAUAGAACCGAUUUUUGGCAUUCUCACUGA
Molecule: messenger RNA, 770 nt
Organism: Aspergillus ochraceoroseus IBT 24754
Lineage: Eukaryota; Fungi; Ascomycota; Eurotiomycetes; Eurotiales; Aspergillaceae
Product: LysM peptidoglycan-binding domain-containing protein
Exons: 2
Coding region: 18-770 (250 amino acids)
Source: RefSeq, a predicted model, not a curated record